Molecule: messenger RNA, 456 nt
Organism: Trichoderma atroviride IMI 206040
Lineage: Eukaryota; Fungi; Ascomycota; Sordariomycetes; Hypocreales; Hypocreaceae
Source: RefSeq, a predicted model, not a curated record
AUGCCUCAGUUUUCAGAUCAGCACUCGCCGAACAAGCCGACGCGACCGUUGACAUAUAUAAUCAUUCCCAUCCUCGCCCUCUUUGCCGUGUUCUCGGUAGUGGUAUUCUUCUUCUGCAUUCGCCGUCGCAGGGCUCGGGAACGGGAAACCACCAUCGAGUUGGGCCGAGGCCGGUGGGUGAGACGUGAUGGAGUCUUGGUCUGGAUGAGGCGAGAUGGAACAAUGCGGAACUCCAGACGCAAUCCAUCGGGAGGCGCUGAUUCUCCCGAAGGACUUAACGAACUGGGAGAAGCACCGCCACCGUAUUUGGUUAGGAAGCUGUCGGCAGAAGGAGAGGUUGUCGCAAGUGAAGGAUCGACGGAGCUGAGAGAUUUGGAGGAGGGGAGAAGGCCGCCGGUGUACAUCUCUGAGCCGCCGCCGGCUGUCACGACAGAUUCGAGGAGGACAGAAGCAUAG